AAAAAGAAAAAAAAACGCUCUUCCCCGUCGCCGCAGCCUCUUUUACACACACAAUGUCGUGCUUCAAAUCCAAAUUCGCCGAUGAGCUCAUCGCCAAUGCCGCUUACAUCGGUACUCCAGGAAAAGGUAUUCUCGCUGCUGAUGAAUCCAUUGGAACAAUCGGGAAACGUUUUGUAAGCAUUAACGUCGAGAACGUUGAAUCAAACAGACGUGCUCUUCGUGAGCUCUUGUUCACUACUCCUGGAGCUCUCCAAUACAUCAGUGGUAUCAUCCUCUUCGAAGAAACACUCUACCAAAAGACUGCUUCAGGGAAACUGUUUGUUGAUGUGAUGAAGGAAGCUGGAGUGCUUCCAGGUAUCAAAGUCGAUAAGGGAACCGUUGAGCUAGCUGGUACUAAUGGUGAAACCACAACCAUUGGUCUCGACGGGCUUGGUGACCGUUGCAAGAAAUACUAUGAAGCUGGUGCACGUUUCGCUAAGUGGCGUGCUGUUCUCAAAAUCGGAAAGGAAGAGCCUUCUGAGUUAGCUAUCCAUGAGAAUGCUUACGGUUUAGCUAGAUACGCAGUUAUUUGCCAAGAGAACGGUCUUGUCCCUAUUGUUGAACCAGAGAUUCUUGUUGAUGGAUCUCAUGAUAUUGAGAAAUGUGCUUCUGUUACGGAACGAGUCCUUGCGGCUUGUUACAAGGCUCUUAGUGAUCACCAUGUGAUCUUGGAAGGAACUCUCUUGAAACCAAACAUGGUUACUCCAGGUUCUGACAGUGGCUCCAAGGUUAAACCUGAAGUGAUCGCCGCUGUUGAUUUUUGCUAUAUAGGGAAACUGUUUGUUGAUGUGAUGAAGGAAGCUGGAGUGCUUCCAGGUAUCAAAGUCGAUAAGGGAACCGUUGAGCUAGCUGGUACUAAUGGUGAAACCACAACCAUUGGUCUUGACGGGCUUGGUGACCGUUGCAAGAAAUACUAUGAAGCUGGUGCACGUUUCGCUAAGUGGCGUGCUGUUCUCAAAAUCGGAAAGGAAGAGCCUUCUGAGUUAGCUAUCCAUGAGAAUGCUUACGGUUUAGCUAGAUACGCAGUUAUUUGCCAAGAGAACGGUCUUGUCCCUAUUGUUGAACCAGAGAUUCUUGUUGAUGGAUCUCAUGAUAUUGAGAAAUGUGCUUCUGUUACGGAACGAGUCCUUGCGGCUUGUUACAAGGCUCUUAGUGAUCACCAUGUGAUCUUGGAAGGAACUCUCUUGAAACCAAACAUGGUUACUCCAGGUUCUGACAGUGGCUCCAAGGUUAAACCUGAAGUGAUCGCCGCGCACACGGUUCGUGCUUUACAACGGACGGUUCCUGCAGCGGUUCCGGCUGUUGUGUUCUUGUCUGGAGGACAGAGUGAGGAAGAAGCAACUGUGAAUCUAAACGCUAUUAAUCAGCUAAAAGGUAAGAAACCAUGGAGCUUGACGUUUUCGUAUGGACGUGCGCUUCAACAGAGUACCCUUAAGGCUUGGGGAGGUAAAGAAGAGAAUGUGGACAAGGCUCAAAAGGCGUUCUUGGCUCGAGCUAAGGCUAACUCUGAAGCAACCCUUGGUGCCUACAAGGGUGACGCUCAGCUAGGUGAUGGUGCUUCCGAGAGCCUUCACGUCAAAGACUACAAAUACUAAAUGGUCAAUUACGGAAUUUUUGGAAAUUUUGGUUUUACUGUUCUAAUUAUAAUGUGACGGUGUAAAUUAUUAGAUAUUGUUUUAAAUAUAUAUAUAUAUAUAUAUAUAUAUAUAUCUUGGGCAUAUGAUAUUAGCCGGCAAUAUGUUAAGUAUUUAUGAUAAAACCCUUUCUCGUGGGGAAAUUUGGUUGUAAAUAUUCAAAAAAGGAUGUUAAACAUCUAAUAAA
Molecule: messenger RNA, 1860 nt
Organism: Camelina sativa (false flax)
Lineage: Eukaryota; Viridiplantae; Streptophyta; Magnoliopsida; Brassicales; Brassicaceae
Source: RefSeq, a predicted model, not a curated record